Messenger RNA from Eriocheir sinensis (Chinese mitten crab), 618 nucleotides. RefSeq names its product fat-like cadherin-related tumor suppressor homolog. The record is from RefSeq and is a predicted model, not a curated record. The transcript is spliced from 3 exons. Gene Ontology annotation, biological process: homophilic cell-cell adhesion. NCBI's taxonomy places the organism in Eukaryota, Metazoa, Arthropoda, Malacostraca, Decapoda, Varunidae. Gene Ontology annotation, cellular component: membrane. Bases 1 to 618 code for a protein of 205 amino acids. Gene Ontology annotation, molecular function: calcium ion binding.
AUGGACGUGAAUGACAACGAGCUGGUGUUCCUCAACCAGCCCUUCCACGCCCUGGUGUCCACCGUGUCUCCGCGCAGCCACGUGGUCACUGAGGUGCAGGCAGUAGACGCUGACUCUGGGGAGUUCGGAAGUGUCCGCUACGAGCUGGUGCGAGGCAGCGGUGAGCUCUUCGCCGUGAAUAAAAAGACGGGUGAAAUUUCCCUGAAGCAGACCCUGAUGGCGGCCGACAAGACCUACAGCCUCACCGUUGCUGCCUACGACGGGGGAAAGCCUCCCCUCAGCUCACAGGCCCAUGUCCUCAUAAGGGUGGUGUCUUCUGAAGGGCCAAUGUUCACCGCCGCACGGUACGAAGCAGCCGUCCCGGAGAACGCCGCCAAGGGCACGCCCGUUGUAAGAGUGGAGGCCGCCAGCCCUUCCGGGGAGCCCAUCAUGUACACCAUUGUGGCCGGCAACACCGAGGUGCUGUUCGGCCUCGACUAUUCCACAGGUGGGGGCACCAUGGCAGACAGCAGCAAGGCCUUUAGUGGCAGUGGCUCACCUUGCCCAGAGCACACCAGUAUUAGUGAUGACACAUGCCAUGUUGAUCUUAGAGUCACACCACCACUAAAAUCUCACUAA